This is a messenger RNA of Miscanthus lutarioriparius, 2169 nucleotides long. NCBI's taxonomy places the organism in Eukaryota, Viridiplantae, Streptophyta, Magnoliopsida, Poales, Poaceae. The record is from the annotation of a GenBank genome assembly.
AUGGCAUACAGUUGCUACAUCGAGGCGUUACGCAUAGAUCCUCAUUUUGCAAUUGCAUGGUCAAACCUUGCUGGUCUGUUUAUGGAGGCAGGAGACCUCGACAAAGCUUUAAUGUAUUAUAAGGAAGCUGUUAAGCUUAAGCCAUCUUUCGCCGAUGCAUAUCUUAACCAAGGGAAUGUUUAUAAGGCUUUGGGAAUGCCUCAAGAUGCCAUUAUGUGUUAUCAACGUGCACUGCAGGCACGUCCUGACUAUGCUAUGGCUUAUGGUAAUCUUGCUACUAUUUACUAUGAGCAAGGCCAGCUUGAUAUGGCAAUUCGCUGUUACAAUCAAGCUAUAGUCUACGACCCACAGUUUGUUGAAGCAUACAACAACAUGGGCAAUGCACUUAAAGAUGCUGGAAGAGUAGAAGAAGCAAUCAACUGCUACAGAUCCUGCCUUGCACUGCAAGCAAAACCACCGCAAGCCCUUACUAACUUAGGAAACAUAUACAUGGAGUGUAUAGAUCCUACAGCAGCUGAUGCACUAGUUAAUAGAGGGAACACAUUCAAAGAGAUUGGCAGAGUUAAUGAAGCAAUUCAGGAUUAUGUUCAGGCAGCAACAAUUAGGCCAAACAUGGCAGAAGCCCAUGCCAACUUGGCCUCAGCAUACAAGGACAGUGGGCAUGUAGAAACAGCUAUAGUUAGCUACAAACAGGCUCUCCGGCUGCGCCCUGAUUUUCCUGAGGCAACCUGUAAUCUCCUGCAUACUUUACAGUGUGUCUGUGACUGGGAAAACAGAGAUGCCAUGUUCCAUGACGUUGAAGAAAUUAUUAGAAGGCAGAUAAAGAUGUCAGUACUUCCAAGUGUCCAACCUUUCCAUGCCAUUGCUUAUCCUAUCGAUCCAAUGCUUGCUUUGGAAAUAAGCCGUAAAUAUGCGGCCCAUUGUUCCUUGAUCGCCUCUCGUUUUGGUCUACCGCCUUUUGCGCAUCCACCUCCUGUUCCUGUAAAAGCAGAGGGUAAACACUGCCGACUGAGAGUAGGAUAUGUGAGUAGUGAUUUUGGAAAUCACCCCCUUUCCCAUCUCAUGGGAUCAGUAUUUGGAAUGCAUGAUCGUGCCAAUAUCGAGGUCUUCUGCUAUGCACUCAGUCAAAAUGAUGGUACUGAGUGGAGGCAGCGUAUUCAGUCUGAGGCAGAACAUUUUGUUGAUGUUUCAGCCAUGACUUCUGAUAAUAUCGCUAGACUUAUCAAUCAAGAUAAAAUACAGAUAUUGAUAAAUCUUAAUGGCUACACAAAGGGUGCCAGGAAUGAAAUUUUUGCAUUGCAGCCAGCACCUAUCCAAGUUUCGUACAUGGGGUUCCCUGGAACAACGGGAGCUGCAUACAUAGACUACUUGGUCACAGAUGAGUUUGUUUCUCCAACUAGAUAUGCACAUAUAUAUUCAGAAAAGCUUGUCCAUUUGCCUCAUUGCUAUUUUGUCAAUGACUACAAGCAGAAAAAUCGAGACUGUCUCACUCCUGUAUGUCCACACAAAAGAUCUGAUUAUGGAUUACCUGAGGAUAAAUUUAUUUUUGCUUGCUUCAAUCAGCUUUACAAAAUGGAUCCUGAGAUAUUUGACACAUGGUGCAAUAUUCUCAAACUUGUUCCCAACAGCGCAUUAUGGCUCUUAAGAUUCCCGGCAGCUGGUGAAACUAGAGUGAGAGCACAUGCUGCUGCAAGAGGAGUAAGAUCAGAUCAAAUUAUAUUCACAGACGUUGCCAUGAAAAAUGAGCAUAUACGACGCAGUGCACUGGCAGACCUUUUCCUGGACACCCCCCUCUGCAAUGCACACACAACAGGCACUGACAUACUGUGGGCUGGUCUGCCGAUGAUCACCCUUCCACUAGAGAAAAUGGCAACCAGAGUAGCUGGUUCCCUUUGCGUAGCUACCGGGCUUGGGGAGGAGAUGAUUGUUAGCAGCAUGAAGGAGUAUGAAGAUAGAGCUGUAGACCUUGCGCUAAAUCCAGUGAAGCUUCAAGCAUUGACUAACAAGCUCAAGGAAGUUCGUAUGACCUGCCCGUUGUUCGAUACAGCUCGAUGGGUGCGCAAUCUUGAAAGGGCUUACUACAAGAUGUGGAACCUUUACUGCUCCAGUCGCCACCCGGAGCCAUUCAAGGUGUUAGAGGAUGACAAUGAGUUCCCGUUUGACCGCUAA